ACUUGUGCAACAUGUGGAAUGAACGAAAUUGUCAUAGUCGAAGAUGGCUAGUCACGGACACAAAGCAGGUGAACAUGGUAGGCAGGGGAAAGAGGCAUCCAGAGCCUAUGCGGCCACAGCAGCAGCAGUUACCAAUCCCGCACAAUGGCGCAACAUCGGCGUUACAACAGCAUAUACACGCUAAACACAAGUGCCGGCGACUUUGCAACGCCCUUACACAGCAGGAAAAACCUCGCCAAUAUCAACCAGCGCUUAACCAAACAUCAUACGCCACAUAUACGACGGUGGCUGAAACAGCGCCCCACAGACCGCAGUGUCUGCAUACGCGGCGCCACUGGAGUGCUUCUGUAAAGGAAACAACUCCAACGCUCUGUUCGUCACUAAAGUCCUCACUAGCGCACGUAAAGCGCACACGAGUCAACGCUUGCCUUAACCAAAUAAUAGAAGUAUUACUAGCCUUACUAUUAGCCAAUUGUCUUAUGCAGCUUUUGGUGCAACUGCCCACAGCCCGAGCUGCAUACGGUACGCCCUCCACUGGCGCCGACACUCUUGUCGAUGCGUAUAAUUUCUAUACGAGCAGAAAACUGGGCGAACGCGACACCAGUGAUAGCACCGAGAAUGAUUUUGCCGAAGCAUACAAUAGCUAUCGUCGUCAACCGCACAGUAUAGGUGGCAGCGCGGCGUAUGCCUUCAAUGCAUUACAAUUGCCAUCGGCUACUUCGCUGGCGACGGCGGCAGGCUACAGCAUACCAGAUGGCGAUGGAGUGCUGUCGGUGAAUCAAUUGCAACGCAGUCAAAAUUAUAAAAUCAGUCAGAAGCCCUGCUCAAUUGGACGCAUCGAAGGCACCUGCAUGUUCGUGUGGGAGUGCAUUAAGUCCGAGGGUCGGCAUGUCGGCAUGUGCGUCGACUCGUUUAUGUUCGGUUCGUGUUGUGCGCACAACUACACCGAGAAUAUUGUAAUGCCACAAACCUUCUCGUACACACGUCCAACAAAACCGCUAGGCAUUGGCGGUGUGAAUCAUCGACCUCGACCGCCGCAUCAACCGCACAAGCCGAGCAUAAGCGGCAUGACUACUAUAGAACGACCACAUGGCGCUGGUACGCUGGUCAUACGUCCAUCGGGACCACAUCAUCAGGGCGCACUGUAUAGACCGCAAUACACAAAACCCACCUCGCUGGGGCCCACAACAUCGUUUUCAACGACUAUGAAAACAACAACAACCAGCUCAACGGAGGGCUCUAACGCGCUGUGGACAUCAAAUGCCAUACUGCAGGAUAUGCAGUCGGCUGCUGCCACAGUAACUUCGACAAAUCUCUGGAAUACAUCACCACAACUGGCAGCCGUAACGCAGCACCACCACUGGCACAUGACGACUGAACCGAAUUUUAUUACCAAACCACGGCCGCCCAGCUGGGAGAAACCGACCGGUAUGCGUCCCUCAAAGCCAUCAAAGCCAACAAAGAAGCCCAUCUUGCCACAUCCACAAUCGCCCAGCUUCCAACAGCAGCAGUACACAACGGCUGGUAUUGUUUACACAACGCGAAAGCCAAUGCCGCCGACGUCUACGCAACCAGGAACAGUGAAACCAUCAACAUUGCCUUCAACAUCAACAGCAGCCACCACCAAAAGGCCGACAACGCCGAUAUCUGCGUUGUCGUUGACGCGUCCACAGCCACCGUUCGUCUCCUCCGUUUCGUCAUCUUCUGCACCCAUGUCCACCACCUCAACGACUUCAUCAUUAUCAUCUUCGUUCGGCAGCAACUUGCCUCAGUACCAACAACAACAACAACAACAGCAACAACAGCACCAGCACCACCAGCAACAAUAUCGGCCGCCACCUAUUUAUAUGAAGCCACCAACAAAAGUGCCUACAACAUCACUAGCGACGACUACCGCCGGCACUGGCAGCAGCACUACAUCAACUACAGCGGGCGCAACAUCAACGACGACACGACCACCAGCCAGUACUACGGUAAAAACGACAACGCGUCCUUACACGCGUCCAACCACGCCCAGCUGGGUCAUUAGCGAAAGUGGUGUGCCCGGCAGCAGUAGCAGCAGCAGCAGCAGCAGCAGCAGCAGUCAGUCUACAAAGAAUCCAACAACCACAAGCAUAAUGACGACAACAACGCAAAAAUAUAGACCUACAACAACAUCGACUUCUUCCUCAUCAUCAUCAACAACUGAACAUACUACUUCCUCUAUGUUUCCCAUACGGCCGACGCAUCACCCUAUCUGGUCCACCACAGCACCCACGCGGCAUCCACCGUCGACCACUCCAUCAUCAUCACCAUUGCCGUCAUCGUCAUCGUCGUCGUCGUCGUCGUCGUCACCAUCAACGUCUGUCACUGCCUCACAUUACGUGCCCACUUAUGGCCAUUAUCCGCAUCCUCAACCGUCUGCACAGCCUCAGCCCCAGCACCAACAGCAACAGCAACAGCAACAUCACACAUUGUCGCCACACAAUCUUACAACGACGAUCGAAUCAAAUGAGAUCUCCGAUAGUUUGACGAAUAAUAGCACAGCCAUUAAAAUCAUCACGGCCGCGCGUAGCGAAUGUGGCAUUCCGGUCUUAGCGCGUCCAGAGACACGCAUUGUGGGUGGUAAGAGUGCGGCUUUCGGCCGGUGGCCCUGGCAAGUGUCUGUACGUCGCACAACGUUUUUCGGUUUCUCCAGUACGCAUCGGUGUGGUGGUGCGCUGAUCAAUGAGAAUUGGAUUGCUACGGCGGGACAUUGUGUCGAUGAUCUACUUAUCUCUCAAAUGCGCAUACGUGUCGGUGAAUAUGAUUUCUCACACGUGCAGGAGCAGCUGCCGUACAUUGAGCGCGGCGUGGCCAAGAAAGUCGUACAUCCCAAAUAUAAUUUCUUCACCUACGAAUAUGACCUGGCAUUGGUGAAAUUGGAACAACCAGUAGAGUUUGCGCCGCAUGUGAGUCCCAUUUGUCUGCCACAAACGGAUAGUUUGUUGAUUGGCAUGAAUGCCACAGUGACCGGUUGGGGGCGACUAAGUGAGGGCGGCACACUGGCAUCCGUGUUGCAAGAGGUGUCUGUGCCGAUUGUCAGUAACGGCAUCUGUGAGUCAAUGUUCGCGCGCGCCGGUCGGCAAGAGUCGAUACCGGAUAUUUUCGUGUGUGCCGGCUAUGAGAAUGGCGGACAUGACUCGUGUCAAGGCGACUCAGGUGGACCCUUGCAGGUUAAAUCCGCUGAGGGACGUUUCUUUUUGGCAGGUAUUAUCUCUUGGGGCAUUGGCUGUGCAGAGGCGAAUUUGCCUGGCGUUUGUACGCGCAUCUCACGUUUUGUGCCCUGGAUUAUGGAGAAUGUGUCGUGAUUGGCGUGAUAGGCAUUAGUAGGCCGGCUUGCAAUCGAUUUGAAAUAGACUGUAA
This is a messenger RNA of Ceratitis capitata (Mediterranean fruit fly), 3384 nucleotides long. RefSeq names its product serine proteinase stubble (gene Sb). Bases 12 to 3329 code for a protein of 1105 amino acids. The record is from RefSeq and is a predicted model, not a curated record. Gene Ontology annotation, molecular function: serine-type endopeptidase activity. Gene Ontology annotation, biological process: proteolysis. The transcript has 8 exons. Lineage: Eukaryota; Metazoa; Arthropoda; Insecta; Diptera; Tephritidae.